Molecule: messenger RNA, 7824 nt
Organism: Colossoma macropomum (tambaqui)
Lineage: Eukaryota; Metazoa; Chordata; Actinopteri; Characiformes; Serrasalmidae
Gene: ncoa6
Product: nuclear receptor coactivator 6
Exons: 16
Coding region: 322-7419 (2365 amino acids)
Biological process (GO): positive regulation of transcription by RNA polymerase II
Cellular component (GO): nucleus; transcription regulator complex; histone methyltransferase complex
Source: RefSeq, a predicted model, not a curated record
UGAGGUCGCUGAACGAUCCACAGCCAAUGGGAUUCCCUUGCACUACGCAGGAUCGAUAUUCCUACGCAGUCUUCCCAAGAUACGACCUGUUUCUGGUGUGGCCACGCAGCAUAUACCGCAAUACCGUUUGAGUGCAAACGCCGGGCGCUAGCGUAUUUGUCUUUGUGAAUACACGUACACUCGGUUUGAGGGGAAUCGCUUGGCUACGCGCUCGGCAGACGCGCUAGCUGACUAAAAACAGAAGAACGAACAAUUUGGAUUUAUUUUCAAAUGGACUGAACGAGAGCUGCAAGAGACCAUACAGCUCUUUUCGUAAGGGCCAUGGCACAGCAGCCCAACCCGUCUGAGCUCUCGUGGUGUACAGAGUCUCCUGGGACCCUUUUAACCACUGAGUACGACUCCGGAUUGGAGGAUGGAGAUGACGUCUGCAGUAAUCAUGGCAAUAGCAGCCGAGUUCAGUCUCCAAAUCCAGAGGGAGAGGAAACCACCACCAUCUUUGUGGCUUUUAAGGGAAACCUGAAUGACUCUGACUUUCAGGAGAAGCUUGACACCAUCUUGAAUGGGAUGCCCCUGAUGCUUUCAUUGGGUCCUGAGAAGCUGGCACCCCAGCGAGUGGAACCAUGGAACAGCGUGAGAGUCACCUUCAGCAUCCCCAGAGAAGCUGCUGAGCGACUCCGCCUCUUGGCUCAAAACAACCAGCAGCAGCUCCGGGACCUGGGAAUCCUCUCAGUGCAGAUAGAAGGUGAAGGACCCAUUAAUGUUGCAGUUGGGCAGAACAGAGGUCAAGAAGUCAGGGUGAAUGGGCCCAUUGGGGCUCCUGGCCAGAGAAUGGAUGUUGGCUUCCCCAUGCAACAAGGUCCUGGUGGAAUACGGAUGAACAACCCCGCAAUGGUGCCGCCUGGACCUGCCAUAGCUGCACAGGGAAUGGGGCCAGGCAAUAGUGGACAGAUGCACCCGAGAAUGCUAAGGCCACCCACACAGACGGACUCAAUGGAUCCCAUGCUGUCAGGCCUAGCUUUGCAACAGCAGCAACAGCUCCAGCAUCCACAGGCACCCCAUGGCCCCCCCAACUCAAUGGGCCCACAAGGUCAUCACAUGCAGGGCAUGCAAGCAAACCGUCAACUCAAUCCAGCAGCCUUGCAGCAACUUCAGCAGCACCAGCAACAACAGGCUCAGCUAGCACAACUAGGUGGUGCUCGUGGUCCCUUCAACCCUGCUAACCAGAUGCCUGGCCCUGCUGGCUGGAACCCUGGUGUCCAGCCAUCACCUGCUCAGGGCACAAUGGCUCCAAAUUGGAGAAAAGGUUCUCCACAGGCUCAAAUGGGGCAGCGUCCUCCCUCCUUAGCAUCUGUACAGACACCAAAUCAUCCACCACCUCCAUAUCCUUAUGGCAGCCAGCAGGCAGGGCAGGUUUUCAACGCCCUGACUCAGCAACAAUUACAGCAACAGCCGCAGCCAGCAGGGGCAAACCAAUUUGCAGCCCCUCAACCCAAAGGUCCACAGGGAGUGGCAGGAGUGGUUGGACCAAGGCCACCUCCUCCUCUGCCUCCUGUGUCUGCUGCACAGAGCAGCCUUGCUGCCAAGUCCCCUGGAUCCUCAUCUUCACCAUUCCAGCAAGGCUCACCUGGUACACCCCCCAUGAUGGGACAGGGCCAAGGUCAGCUAGGUCCACGUCCCACAACUCCACAGGGAUUUCCACAGGGAGUUGGAUCCCCAGGCAGGGCUGUGCUGGGACAGCAGGGUAACGUUCAGCCGGGCUUUAUAGGCAUGCAGCAGCAUGUGCAGGUUCCCCAAGGAGGGAUGGGAGGUAUGGCAAAACGAAUGCCGAUGGGGUUCCCAAAUGUUCCUGUGAGUCAGAACUUUGCACAAGGAGUUACAGCUAGUGGAGCAGGAACACCCACAGGCAGCACGCCUCAGCUGCAGAACACUCAGAGCAUGGCACACCCGGGUGCUCAACCUCAAGUCUCGGCACCAAACCACAUGCAGCCCAGUUCCCUUCAAACUAGUGUAAUUGGCCAUCACAGUGGAAUGGCUCCCCAGCCUCCUGCUACCUCAGGUGGCAGUAUGGGACAGCCUCAGACAGGCUUGAAUACCCAAAUGAUGGCCAUUCAGUCCCAGCUUCAAACACAGCCUGUAGCCUCCUCUCAAAGUCAAAUGGUGCAAGGCCAAGCAGGGGGUCAGACUGUACUGUCCAGACCCAUGAAUCCAGGACAGCGAGGGAUGACCCCUCCUAAACAAAUGAUGCCUCCACAGGGGCAAGGAAUGAUGCAGAACCAGGGCCAGCUUAGUGGGGGACAGGGGCACCAGGCAUUACUGCUGCAACAGCAGCAACAGCAACCGCAACAACAACAGCAACAGCAGCAGCAACAGCACCAACAACAGCAGCAGCAACAGCAUCAACAACAGCAGCAGCAGGCAUCACAGCAGCAACAACAAAAUGCUAUGAUGGAACAGAUGGUAGCCAGCCAGAUGCAAGGUAACAAACAGGCCUUUGGGCCAAAAGGCCAACCAGGAGUCAUGCAGGGUCAGAUGAUGCGAGGCCCAUCACCUAAUUUGCAAGGCAACAUGGUGCAAUUUCAGUCGCAGCAACUGACCCCGCAACAACAGCAGCAGAUGGCUCAGCUACAACAACAGCAGCAAUUACAGCAACAGCAGUUGCAGCAGCAGCAGCAACAGCAGCAGCAGCUACAACUGCAACACCAACAGCCACAACAACAGCAACAGCUACAACAGCAGCAUCCGCAAAUGGCUCAACAGUCCCAGCAGAUCCCAAUUAAUGGUAAUCCCAACCAAGCAUUAGGCAUGCAUGGCCCUCACAUGCGACUACCAGGACAUCAUUUGGUGCAACAGCAGCUUCAACAGCAGCAGCUUCAGCAGAAACAGCAGCAGCAGCAUCAACAGCAGCAGCAGCAACAACAUGUGAUGCAACAGUUACAGCAGCAGCAGCAACAGCAGCAAGCUGGCCAGCAACAUCCACAUCAGCUGGGAGAUGGCAGUGGUAACACUGGAGACAUAAAUCAACAACAGAUGCUUCCUGACAUGCAAAUCCAGCAGCAGCAGGGCAUGAUGGGAGGACCUCAACAUAUGCAGGUGGGCAAUGGCCAUUUUCCUGGUCAUGGCAUGCCCUUUAAUCCUCAGUUUGGUGGCCAGAUGCCAAUGGGUGGACCCUGUGGGCAAACGGGUGGUUUUCCAGUGAGUAAGGAUGUAACUCUGACUAGCCCAUUAUUAGUUAACCUUCUCCAGAGUGACAUUUCUGCUAGUCAGUUUGGGCAAGGUGGAAAACAGGGAGCAGGUGGGGCUGGUGUUAACCAGGCCAAACCUAAAAAGAAGAAACCGCCUCGUAAGAAGAAACCCAAAGUAGAAGGACAGCAAUCCGUUGAAGGUCUUGGUGGCCUAGAUCCAGUUUCACAAGGAAUGGAUGAUGUAGAGUUGCCAGGGAUAAGUAGUGAUCAAGGAGUUGGCCUGGAUUCUUCCAACUCAAAACUCCCUGAAUUCACUAAUCGACCAGGAUUUUCUGGCCAGUCAGGAGAUCAAAGGGUAUUGCAGCAAAUGCCAAUUCAGUUCAUGGCCCAACAGCAGCAACAGAUGCAGCAAAUGCAGCAGAAACAGUUACAGCAGCAACAAAUGCAUCAACAGCAGCAGCAGCAACAACAGCAACAACAACAACAACAACAACAACAACAAAUGCAGCAGCAGCAACAAUUGCAGCAGCAGCAGAUACAUAUGCAGGGCAUGCAGAUUCCUUCAAGUCAAGCUGGAACACCACAAGGUACGCAACAAGGACAAAUUCAUCCACAUCAGUUGCAGCUCCAGCAACAGCCACCACAGCACCUACAGCAGCAGCAGCAGCAACAGCAACAGCCACAGCAACAACAACAAACGCCACCAUCACAACAGCAGCAGCAACACAUGAUGAUGAUGCUCAAGAUGCAACAGGAACAAGCAAAGAAUCGACUUGCGCUUCAACAAGGUGGCCACCCCCCAAGAGGUCUUGUCAAUCCCAGUGAUCCUGCUCAGAGAAUGCCUGUGUCACAACAAGGCAGCAUGCCAGUAAUGAUUAAUCUGCAAGGACAUGGAGGUGUUCCACCCUCUCCAGAUAAAGCCAGAGGGAUGCAGCCCAUGGUGAACUCCCAGUUGGCUGGUACAGCAAGAAGGAUGCCCCACCCAGAUGUUGGACAGGUAAACUCAGGAAUCCCACCAGAGGAAACAUCAGGAGUGCCUAACUUGCAGGACAGGGCAUCAAUUGAAAUGGCACCUCAAACAGGGAAUGGCAAUCAGCAAAAUGUUGGCAGCCAAGGUCCUAAUACACACUUGUUGAAGUCUGGGCCUUCAUCAAUGCCUCAGCAACCAGGAGCGAGUCCCCAGCAGCCGCCUCAACAACUAACACAAAUGGCCAGCUCACAUAAUCUUCACUUUCCCAGUGCUCCUUCAACUUCCCAGAGUUCCCGGCCUAAGACACCAAACCGUGCCAGUCCUAGGCCAUAUCAUCAUCCACUAACUCCAACCAACCGUCCACCCAGCACAGAGCCUUCAGAGAUAAAUCUAUCUCCUGAGAGACUGAAUGCAUCAAUUGCUGGCCUUUUCCCCCCUAAGAUUAACAUCCCUCUGCCACCACGACAGCUCAAUCAAAAUCGAGGUUUUGAUCAGCAGGGUCUAAACCCAACUACUCUGAAAGCAAUUGGUCAGGCUCCACCAAGUCUAACCUCUCUUGCUAACAAUAAUACCUCUAGUGGCAAUAAUAAUGUCCAACAGGGUUUUACAACAGGUGGUAGUACAGCAAAUACAGGUGGAAAGCAAGAAAAACAGCCUGGUGGGGGGCAGACAAAGCGAGCUAGUCCCAGUAAUAGUCGGCGAUCUAGUCCUGCCUCAAAUAGGAAAGCAGCCACUCCAAGCCCUGGAAGGCAGAAGGGCACUAAAAACUCUCUGACCUCUCCACUACAUCAGCAACAAAUGGCAGGCCCCCAAACUGUAAUGGCCAGUUCUUCAGUGCUGUCAAGUCCCACUGUAUCUAUGCCAUCAGCUGGGACUCCAGAUUCUCAACAGAGUCUAAAUCCUCUACAAACUCUCCCUGGUAAUUCUGAUGCAAUGAAGGAUGGCCAGGUGCAGGUACAACAACCAGAGCAGCGUCAAACAGUCCAAGCACCGAGAGAUCCAUCUGCGCUUAGAAUGGCAAAUCCACGGGUGCCACCUCAGGAGCUGAAAAGUCAGGAGUCCAGUAAUGUACUUGACAGACCAUCUGAAGAGAUGCAUCAGCUGCCUAACAUGCCACAACAAGAGCUUGGCUCUGUAAUUUCACCAGCUUUCAGAGAUGCCCCGACAUCCCUCAAUCAGUUAUUGGACAAUACAAGUCUGCCAUCCUUGUCCAUGAAACCACCCAAAAUUGCUCAGCUAGCAGGCGGGGAUCUGGUGCAAAAAGAGAGCCCUCGACUUUCAGGAGAUCAAGAGAGUCAGCGUAAUCCUAGUAACCCACAGAACACUGAUAGUAGUCUUCCUUUGCCUGUGAGUGAACCUGAGCAGAAACCUAAGAUUGGUUCACUGGUCCCAAAUAGCAGUACAAGCCUUCAGUCAUCCUGUGCUGUAUCGAGUAUCAGCCCAAACCCAGCUUUGCUUUCUAGCACCACUACAAAUGCUGGCUCACAUCCCAACCCUUCUGUGAGUCCAAAUCCCAACGCUAAAACUAUUGCAAGUAUGUCACAAACUGUCUUGCAAAGACCCACCUCAUCAGGACCCACUCCUCAAAAUCAGAUAACUGUCUUUGUAACAUCGAAUCCCAUUAGUUCUGCACCCAGCACAGCAUCUGCAGGGACCCCAGCAAUUGUUUCCACUGUCCUUACAGUUCCCAGUAAGAACAUAAGACCCCCAGAUGUGCGUCAGUCAGCUCCCACUCAGAACCGACCUGCACAGUUUAUUACACCUGUGUUCAAUAUAUUCCAAGUCCCCACUGCCUCUGUCUCUGUACCAUCAAGCACCAAUGUGGUGUCUCAGCCUGUCACUAUGGUUCGGCCCAUACAAGUGCCUGCAAAUAUUCAGCUUGCUCCUGCUUCUGUUUCAGCUGCAGCCUCUGCUCCAGCAUCUGCCUCUAUGGCAACGCAUUCCCCUGCUGUAAGCAUAGCCACAAAUCAGCCAGGCCGUACCAUGAUUCAACAAAUUCAAGUGCAAGUGUCCGCAAGUCAUGCUUCCCCUAUCAGUUCACUGCUUCCUCCUCAGCAACCAAGCCCUGGAACUCUCAAGUGUGAGAGUACCUCUGAUGCUCCUACUUCAAAGUCAAGUCCUGUUGGACAACAGUCUCUCAUAACUAGUUCAUCUCCUCGCACAUCCCCAUCUUUUCAGCAACCUCUGGCUUCUCCACCUGCUUGCUCUAGCCCAGGUACUACAUCUGUUCCUCGUAGGAGUCCCCUCUCACCAAUAACUGCUGUUGCCAAGAGCAGUGCACUUCAGCCUGUUUUGAGCAAGACCUCUGUCUCCCAAAGUGGCGACACCCAUCACGUGCAACAGCAGAGUACAACCCAGGCAGGAAAAAACAUAGACAUUGCACCACCUCAAGUGUCUAACCGUGUGAUAACAACUGAAAUGCUUUCCUGCCCACAGCCUUCUCCUACAGUAGUCUCAGUUGCACCAGUAGCAUCUCAGCCAUUAGCACCAGUACCCACAGCUUCUCCCUCUCCUAUGGCAAUUUCCUCUUCUAUCCCUACACUUAACCCUCCUGCAGCCACUCCUAGUCCUACCAUGGUACCUCUGGCCAGUCCUGUUACUAGUUCCCCACCGCCCACUACUGUGCCUGCAGCAGCACUUCCUCCCCCUGCUUCUGUCCCAGGAACCUCUGUUCCUCCCACUGGCCCUUCAGUAGUGUCAUCACCACCACUGCCAGCUGUCGAACAGCAGCCUACUACAGUAACAGAGACAAGCUUGCCUGAUCCAACACAAACUGGGGGGCCUGCUGCAGAUGCUCCAAGUCUCCCAGCUGCUGGACCAGUGGUUCCCAACCUGGUCCCCAGGACCCCCCACGCCUCUGCCCCCUGGUCCUCCAACCAAAAUCACAACACACAGAGAUGGAGGAAAAAUGUGGGCCAUCUGGGGGGGCCUUUAGGACCAGCUCAGCCUGAAGUUGCACAGGAAGAACAGCGUUUGAGUGACCAAGCUGGAGAGGCAGCUCCUUCUGUGACAGAGCAGGGAUGGGCAAAGAAAAGAAAGACGCCCGUCGACUUAGUCCCAAGGGAUACAAGGGCCACCGCUGAAAAGGCAAAAGGCCCCAGCCGACGGAGCUCGCGGGCAGAGAAGGACACUGAGGAGGAAAUGUCUGACAAUGGCCAGAGAAAGAGGGCAUCCAGGCCAGGGUCAGCUUCUUCCAACACAGGAAAAGCUGCAGAAUCAAACACUGGAGCGAGUCCCACCCAGACGAAGCGAAGGAAGUCUAAGUGAUCAUGAAGCUUAACAUAGCUGUGAAUUGUACAUUUCGCUUUUCUUAUUUGACCUGUUUUAUCUGCUGUUUCUCCUGUUAAUCAUGUUGUGCGUGUGAUAACCGUGUACAGACGCUUUUAAAAAGAUAUUAAUUAUGUUUUUGUCCUCUGCUACGUGAAAUACUAUUUAGAACUGUGUGUAUGGUGUGUGUAUGUGUGUGUGUGUGCGUGUGUGUGUGUCAUGUUUUUAUUAUAUGCUGGAUUAAUCAUGAAGACUGAUAAUAGACUUAUCAUGUUGAUUGUAUAAUAAUGUUGCAGAAUUGGAUUAAAUUUUCUACUCCUCUUGUCCCUUUACAUGGAUCAGUAAUUGAGUGUGCACUUCUCAUUUCCCUGUUACUUGAGUAAAUUUUGUUUGUGUAAUCAUUGA